AUGUAAUUUUAUUAAAAUUUAUAUGAUGAAAAUCCUUAUUUUAACAGAUUCUUUUAAGAACACUUUCUUUAUAAGGGAUUCAACAUUUAAUUAAAUGAUUUGCCUCAUAUCAAAACCUAAUUUAAUUUAAUAAAUAAGGAGAAUCUAAAUUUGACUUGGAAACAUAAACAAGUUAAUUAAAAAUUUGUUUAUAUGGCAAACAAUUAAUGUACAAAUACAAUUAUAAAAUCAUAGUCAAAGGAUUAAUAAGUAUAUGAUAUAGUUAUAUUAUUAGUAAAUCCAAUACUAAUUUCAUUUAAUCAAUAGAUCUAAUACAUAUCGGUAUCUUACUUGCUUUAAAAUAUAAUUAUGAAAAGGAUCUAUUAACUUAAUACACAUUCACUCCUUUAAUAAAAAUCAGUUAAAAUAUAGAAACCAACUCAAAUGUAGAUUUUGGAUUGAAAUAUCAUUAUUUGAAUAAAAAAGGAAAUGUUCAUGUCAGAUUGAAUAUAUUUUCAUCUUUGUCAAAUAGAUUAAAUAUAGAAUAUUGUUUAAUAGGCAAUUUUAAGUAACCAUAUAAAUUAUAGAUUGGAUUAUAAAACAGUAGAACAUGA
Molecule: messenger RNA, 593 nt
Organism: Paramecium primaurelia
Lineage: Eukaryota; Ciliophora; Oligohymenophorea; Peniculida; Parameciidae
Source: the annotation of a GenBank genome assembly